AUAUAAAUCUGUUCUGUGGAAGCCACCUGAAGUCAGGAAGAGAUGGAGGGCAUCCUUCAGGAGUGAGAUGAGACCUCAUCAUACUUGACUGUCCAGCAUCAUCUCUGAGCCUCAGCCUUUCCUGCCUUUGACUGAAACAGCAGUAUCUUCUAAGCCCUGGGGGCUUCCCCGGGCCCCAGCCCCGACCUAGAACCCGCCCGCUGCCUGCCACGCUGCCACUGCCGCUUCCUCUAUAAAGGGACCUGAGCGUCCGGGCCCAGGGGCUCCACACAGCAGGUGAGGCUCUCCUGCCCCAUCUCCUUGGGCUGCCCGUGCUUCGUGCUUUGGACUACCGCCCCGCAGUGUCCUGCCCUCUGCCUGGGCCUCGGUCCCUCCUGCACCUGCUGCCUGGAUCCCCGGCCUGCCUGGGCCUGGGCCUUGGUUCUCCCCAUGACACCACCUGAACGUCUCUUCCUCCCAAGGGUGUGUGGCACCACCCUACACCUCCUCCUUCUGGGGCUGCUGCUGGUUCUGCUGCCUGGGGCCCAGGGGCUCCCUGGUGUUGGCCUCACACCUUCAGCUGCCCAGACUGCCCGUCAGCACCCCAAGAUGCAUCUUGCCCACAGCAACCUCAAACCUGCUGCUCACCUCAUUGGAGACCCCAGCAAGCAGAACUCACUGCUCUGGAGAGCAAACACGGACCGUGCCUUCCUCCAGGAUGGUUUCUCCUUGAGCAACAAUUCUCUCCUGGUCCCCACCAGUGGCAUCUACUUCGUCUACUCCCAGGUGGUCUUCUCUGGGAAAGCCUACUCUCCCAAGGCCACCUCCUCCCCACUCUACCUGGCCCAUGAGGUCCAGCUCUUCUCCUCCCAGUACCCCUUCCAUGUGCCUCUCCUCAGCUCCCAGAAGAUGGUGUAUCCAGGGCUGCAGGAACCCUGGCUGCACUCGAUGUACCACGGGGCUGCGUUCCAGCUCACCCAGGGAGACCAGCUAUCCACCCACACAGAUGGCAUCCCCCACCUAGUCCUCAGCCCUAGUACUGUCUUCUUUGGAGCCUUCGCUCUGUAGAACUUGGAAAAAUCCAGAAAGAAAAAAUAAUUGAUUUCAAGACCUUCUCCCCAUUCUGCCUCCAUUCUGACCAUUUCAGGGGUCGUCACCACCUCUCCUUUGGCCAUUCCAACAGCUCAAGUCUUCCCUGAUCAAGUCACCGGAGCUUUCAAAGAAGGAAUUCUAGGCAUCCCAGGGGACCACACCUCCCUGAACCAUCCCUGAUGUCUGUCUGGCUGAGGAUUUCAAGCCUGCCUAGGAAUUCCCAGCCCAAAGCUGUUGGUCUGUCCCACCAGCUAGGUGGGGCCUAGAUCCACACACAGAGGAAGAGCAGGCACAUGGAGGAGCUUGGGGGAUGACUAGAGGCAGGGAGGGGACUAUUUAUGAAGGCAAAAAAAUUAAAUUAUUUAUUUAUGGAGGAUGGAGAGAGGGGAAUAAUAGAAGAACAUCCAAGGAGAAACAGAGACAGGCCCAAGAGAUGAAGAGUGAGAGGGCAUGCGCACAAGGCUGACCAAGAGAGAAAGAAGUAGGCAUGAGGGAUCACAGGGCCCCAGAAGGCAGGGAAAGGCUCUGAAAGCCAGCUGCCGACCAGAGCCCCACACGGAGGCAUCUGCACCCUCGAUGAAGCCCAAUAAACCUCUUUUCUCUGAAA
Molecule: messenger RNA, 1678 nt
Organism: Homo sapiens (human)
Lineage: Eukaryota; Metazoa; Chordata; Mammalia; Primates; Hominidae
Gene: LTA
Product: lymphotoxin alpha
Exons: 5
Coding region: 430-1047 (205 amino acids)
Biological process (GO): signaling; response to lipopolysaccharide; response to xenobiotic stimulus
Cellular component (GO): membrane; extracellular region
Molecular function (GO): tumor necrosis factor receptor binding; signaling receptor binding
Source: RefSeq, a predicted model, not a curated record